AUGGCCCUCGUGCUCCCCGCAGAGCUCGCGCGUCCGCUCGAUGUCCUGCUCAUCGACAACUUCGACUCCUUUACCUGGAACAUCUAUCAGUCGCUCUGCAUUCUCGGCGCGGACGUGACCGUCAUCCGCAACGACGCCAUCACCCCCGCCGCCUUCCCGCUCCUCAAACUCAACUCGCUCAUGAUCUCCCCCGGUCCCGGCCACCCCGUCACCGACUCGGGCAUUUCGCGCGAGGCCAUCAAGUACUUCACCGGGCGGGUGCCCGUUAUGGGCGUCUGUAUGGGCCUCGAGUGCCUCGUCGAUGUCUUUGGGGGAGAGAUCGGGUUCGCGGGCGAGAUCAUGCACGGCAAGGUGUCUGCCAUCCGGCAUGACGGCCGCGGUUGCUUCAAGGACAUCCCCCAGGGCAUCAAGUCCACCCGCUACCACUCUCUCAGCGCGAGCUCCAGCACUCUCCCCAAGGAGCUUGCCAUCACUGCCAUCACCCAGGAGAGCGGCGUCAUCAUGGGUGUCCGUCACCGCAAGUACACCCUCGAGGCCGUCCAGUACCACCCUGAGAGCAUUCUGUCUGAAAGCGGAGACACCCUCUUCAAGAACUUCCUCGCUCUCCGCGGCGGUACGUGGGACCUCAACCCCACUUCCAACGUCUCUGCCGAGACACUUCCCGCCUUCGGCCUAGAAGGCAUCGCUGACCAGGUGACGAACGGCGUGGCUACUCCGGGCAGCUCCAAGUCCAAAGUGCCGACCAUCCUCGACAAGAUCUACGCGCAAAGGAUCAAGGACGUUGAGAUCGCGAAGCAGACGCCUGGGUCUACUCCGGAUGACCUUGAAACGCUCCUCAACCUCAAUGUUGCGCCUCCAGUCAUCAACUUCCUCGCACGCCUCAAGGCUUCUUCUUCCAAGUCCCUCGCCCUCAUGGCCGAGGUCAAACGUGCCAGCCCCUCCAAGGGUCCCAUCGCGAUGAAGGCCAACGCCGCUGAGCAGGCCCUGACGUACGCCAUCGCAGGCGCGUCCGUUAUCUCGGUUCUGACAGAGCCAACAUGGUUUAAGGGCACCCUCCUCGACAUGCGUCUUGCCCGCCAAGCGAUCGACGCGCUUCCCCACCGGCCAGCCAUCCUCCGCAAGGAUUUUAUCUUCGACGAAUACCAGAUCGCUGAAGCUCGUCUGCACGGCGCGGACAGCGUACUGCUCAUCGUCGCGAUGUUGCCCGUGCCGCGCCUGCAUGCUCUCUACGAGUACGCGCGUUCCUUGGGCAUGGAACCCCUCGUGGAGGUCAACAACGCUCGUGAGAUGGAGGCCGCGCUCGCGCUCGGGGCGAAGGUCAUCGGCGUCAACAACCGGAACCUGCACGACUUCCAGGUCGACAUGGGCACCACGAGCCGCCUGGUGGACAUGGUCAAGGAACGGGACGUCAUUCUGUGCGCCCUCAGUGGGAUCAAGGACGUCGACGACGUGCGCACCUACGCCAAGGAGGGUAUCAACGCGGUUCUCAUCGGCGAGGCUCUCAUGCGCGCGAAGGACACCAAGGCAUUCAUCAGGCAACUCCUGGACUGGCCCGAGCCCGAGGACGCCAAGGGGAAGGCCGUCGAGACUCGGCCGUUGGUCAAGAUCUGCGGGAUCCGUUCCGUGGACGAGGCCAUUCAAGCCAUGGAGGCUGGCGCGGACUUGAUCGGGCUCAUGUUCGUCCCGAAGAGCAAGCGGUUCGUGACCCCAGAGACGGCGCGCGAGAUCUCGGCCGCCAUCCACUCUCGUCUCCUCACCGAGUCGGCACAGCGCCCGAUCGCCACCGCGCCCGGAGGUGACGAUAUGAAGAACGAGCCCUGGUUCCAGACGCACGCCCGCCGGUUGGCACGGAACCUCUCCUCGGAGGGGGCCCGCCGGCCGCGUGUCGUCGGCGUCUUCCAGGACCAACCGCUGGAGACGGUGCUUGCCGCGGUGGAGGGCGCGCAGCUGGACAUGGUGCAGCUGCACGGGCGCGAACCGGUCGGGUGGGCGCGACACAUCCCCGUCCCGACCAUCCGCGUCUUCCAUGUGGACGAGGAGGGCCACGGUCUGACGGACAUCACGCGCCCGGGCGCGCACGCGUUCGUGCUCCUCGACGCCGUUGCCGCGGGCGGUGGCGGGCUUAGCGGGGGCUCGGGGACUCGCGUCGACCUCGAGAUCGUGCGCGCGGUGGUCGAGAAGGGCGAGGUGGGCGGGGGCGCGUUGCCCAUCAUCCUCGCCGGGGGGCUGACGCCCGAUAGCGUCAAGGAGGCGGUCGAGGCGGUGCGGCCGUGGGCAGUCGAUGUCAGCGGGGGCGUCGAGCUUGAGGACGGCUCGGGCAAGGACCCGGAGCGCGUGAAGGCGUUCAUCGAUGCGGUUAAGGGGGCUUGA
Messenger RNA from Epithele typhae, 2370 nucleotides. Its product is annotated as N-anthranilate isomerase. Gene Ontology annotation, biological process: L-tryptophan biosynthetic process. Gene Ontology annotation, molecular function: anthranilate synthase activity; indole-3-glycerol-phosphate synthase activity; phosphoribosylanthranilate isomerase activity. NCBI's taxonomy places the organism in Eukaryota, Fungi, Basidiomycota, Agaricomycetes, Polyporales, Epitheliaceae. The transcript is spliced from 2 exons. Bases 1 to 2370 code for a protein of 789 amino acids. The record is from RefSeq and is a predicted model, not a curated record.